AUGGAAGAGAAGAUUAAACAACGUCGUGUUAAAGUUUAUCAACUAAGUAGAGAGAGUGAGUGGCUCGACAAGGGCACCGGUUUUUGCUCUUGCCUAUGUAACGAGACAAAAGAUGAUGCCUACAUUGUCGUACACUCCGAAGAAGAUUCAGCAUCUGUACUGCUACAUUCGCAAAUAUUCAAGGACCAGGAGUAUCAGAAGCAACAAGAUACAUUGGUAGUGUGGACCGAGCCCAAUGGAAUGGAUUUGGCACUGAGUUUCCAGGAGGCCGAAGGAUGCACGGAAAUAUGCGAUUUUAUAUCGGAAAUAAAGAAUCACAUGAAUCAGGAAAAUUCGGAAGAUGUCAGAUCCAGUCCCUUUGAUUCUGAAAUAAUAAGUACCUCCAUAAAAUUGCCUGAUCCGACCUUGUCCAAUUUACAAGAGAUCGAAUUAUUGAUCAAGAGUGCGAGUCGAUCUACGUUUGAAAAGGAAAAAUUGGCGUUAUUCAUUACUCAAGCGAUCGUCAAAAUAAAAGACAAGGCGAUCGAAGCAAAAAUACAUGAAACUUUCCGUCUUCAAUAUCUCAAGGAUGUCGUAUUCGCUCGAGCAUUCGACGAUCCCACCAUUAUAUCAUCUCUCAUUUUCUUCAACCAUGUCGACAUAUCUAAACACAUCUCACAAGAUGACGAAUUUUUGACUGAACUCUUCAACAUUCUUAACGAGGAAGGUGAGGACUCAACACGCAAACGUGACGUUGUCAUGUUCGUUCAGCAACUCUGUUCCAUCGCAAAGAGCAUUCACUUUUCUAAUAGAAAAGAUCUAUACAAAUCAUUGGCGAAACAUGGACUAUUCCAGAUCUUUGAGCACUCCUUGGUGGACAAAGAUCCGUCCGUAAGAACCGCCGGCGGUGAGAUAUUAGCUUCCAUCCUGGACACUGAUGCCAGUAUAAUUCGUUCUUAUAUUGUCAAGCAGGACGAAGAGAAGAAGAAAACAUUGGCUGAUGUUAUCAUAGAGAGAUUCAUUCAAGACGAGGAUAUGGGUGUAAAAGCGCAAUGCGCGGAGUCACUCCGUUUUCUACUAGAUAUGAACGCGGGGCUGUCCGAGAUAGGUUUCAUAGUGCCCCCAGAGUCUCUAAACCUGCUCAACAAUCACGACGACGAUGUUGAUCAAUUCUUAAACGUAUUCUACGAGGAACCGAUAAAAAAGAUAGUAAAACCCAUAUUGGAUUUGCCUGAACUGGAAAAAGAUGAUGUAGACGAAGACGAAGAAGCCUACUUCAACACAUCGGAUGACGAAGACAGCGGUAUAUCCGGUGAAACUGCAAAAGCCGAAAGUACGUUGGCCGAGGAAUCAAAGGAUGGAUCGAGUUCUGAAAAUGAUUCGUCGGUGGGUUCCAAAGUGGAUUCAGCGAAAGCUCCGAAAUCUGAAGUUGAGUCAUACAAUGUCGGAAAAGUGGGCUUGGUCGACUAUCCGGACGAAGAUGACGGCAACAAUGAGGAUGUGAAAAAGGACAUUACCGAUCAGAUGACUCUCGACACGCCUCGCACAGCAAAGACUCCUCAAACUCCUGCGAAUGAGUCAUCUCUGUCACCAAACGGGACCUCUACAAAGAAGGGAGGCUUGAAGAUUUUGCGAUCAUCUCAAACCUUGAGGCCAAAAUUAAAGAAGGCACGAAUGGAGUAA
This is a messenger RNA of Acaulospora colombiana, 1662 nucleotides long. Lineage: Eukaryota; Fungi; Glomeromycota; Glomeromycetes; Diversisporales; Acaulosporaceae. The record is from the annotation of a GenBank genome assembly.